AAAAACGAUUUAUUUUUUAUUUUUAAUUUAUUUUUAAUUUGUCUCUCUCUCUCAAAGUUUCUUGGGAGAGCUUUUACAACAAUGGCGAUGAGGAAGCUUUUAUCGAAGAAGCUCUUCAACAUGACGAAUGUCGCGUCGCAGAGUCUUAUGAAUUGCCGUAUCUCGUCUUCUGCUUUGGCCGUACGAACCAGAGUCCCGAAUGAAUCAAGUGAUACGGCGAGAAUCGCACCGGAGCCUGGGGAUUUGGGGAAUCCGCGGCGGUUUUUGCAUAACACGGCUAUGAUUCGGCCGGAGAUUAUGCAGAUGCCGGUCGGUGAGAGUUUAAUUGAAAAGAUCCGUGAAAUCGACGGGAGUAAGGAUCGGAUUCGAUUAGACGGACUCGCUCCUCCGGUUAAGGAGGAGACGGAGACGACGACGGGAUUGACGGUGGAGGAUACGAAGAAGCUGCUUAGAGCGGCGCAGAUUGAGGUUGUGAAAUCGAAGCUUAGAGAAACGGGGAGAAGCUGGAUGCCGUAUUCGGAGUUUGUUACCGUUUGUGGUGAAGCUUCUUCAGAUCCAGAUCUAGGAUCUAGAAUCGCCAAGAUGCUUGAUGAUUCAGCAAACGUCAUCGUUUUGGGAGAUUCCGUUUGUCUAAGGCCUGAUCAGGUUACAAAAUCCAUCGAAGGACUGCUUCCUUUGCCAAAGAUCCGUAACCCAAAUGACCCACGGAGGAUUGAGUUGAAAGAGCUCGAAGCUGAAAAGGCAGUGCUUGAUGUGAAAGCGCACUCUUUGGUGCGGAAAGAGCUCUGGGCUGGUCUUGGUUACUUGAUACUACAGACCGCAGGGUUCAUGAGGCUAACAUUUUGGGAACUCUCAUGGGACGUGAUGGAGCCGAUAUGUUUCUAUGUCACGUCCAUAUACUUUAUGGCUGGUUACGCGUUUUUCCUCAGGACAUCGAAAGAGCCUUCUUUUGAAGGAUUUUACCAAAGCAGGUUCGAGGCGAAACAGAGAAAAUUGAUGAAUGAUUAUGAGUUUGAUCUGGAGAGGUAUGAUGAACUGAAGAAGCUCUUAUGCUCUUCAAAGCCUUCAGCUCAUGUUUCCAACAUUCUUGGAGCUAUCAAGAGUUGAAAAUUUUGAUUAGGGGAAAACAAAACAAAAAAAUGCUUAGAUUCAAUGUUGUUGUCACACAUAUGGUGUCUGAUUUUUCCUAACUAGUGAAGUCUACCAAAAAAAAAAAAAAAAAUUGGUAGUAUUCUCAAAUUUUCAGAUUUCUAAAGGAUAAAGACAAAAUGUUUGUUCUUAUUAUAGCGGCUUAUGUAAUAUCAGGGAAGAGUUAAGUUUUUGUU
Capsella rubella is the source of this 1325-nucleotide messenger RNA. RefSeq names its product calcium uniporter protein 2, mitochondrial. Gene Ontology annotation, cellular component: mitochondrial inner membrane; uniplex complex. The transcript has 2 exons. Lineage: Eukaryota; Viridiplantae; Streptophyta; Magnoliopsida; Brassicales; Brassicaceae. The record is from RefSeq and is a predicted model, not a curated record. Gene Ontology annotation, biological process: calcium import into the mitochondrion; mitochondrial calcium ion homeostasis. Gene Ontology annotation, molecular function: uniporter activity; calcium channel activity. Bases 82 to 1107 code for a protein of 341 amino acids.